Molecule: messenger RNA, 768 nt
Organism: Alternaria metachromatica
Lineage: Eukaryota; Fungi; Ascomycota; Dothideomycetes; Pleosporales; Pleosporaceae
Exons: 1
Coding region: 1-768 (255 amino acids)
Source: RefSeq, a predicted model, not a curated record
AUGGCCGCAAGCGCGAAAACACAGCCCCCGGGCGCCUACAUCUACGACGAAAUCGUCAAGAUCGCAGAAGAAAGCUUCCCUGACGCCUACAACGCGCUCCUCGAUGUCGACGACAUGCCCUGGGAGCGGCCUGACUACGACCGUGUCGGCUUCUCCUCGCACUCCCUCUUCCUCGGUCACAUUGUCGUCGACGGCCUCACACACAAAGUCUCGGCAUACAUGACAAGCGAGGGCAACAUCCAGCUCUUCCGCCGCAGCAUCAGUCUCUCGCGACGCGAUAACGAGCGCCUCGCCCUGACAAGCAUUUGGACGCAUCUGCAAGAGAAUGUCGAGCGCCCGGGUCUGCACAAUUUGAAGGCACUGUGCGGAUUCUACUUCGUCGCCGCCGGGUAUGCAGACGUGGUGAAUGCGAAGAAGGGUUGGUUCCAAGAUCUGGAAAUGGCUUCGAGGAAAGUUGGUCUGGGCCUUGGGGUCCUGGAUGAUGAGCCUGUGGUUUCGGGACUGGGUGAGGAGGUGGAGAGGAACGUCGGAAAGGCCUUGAGUUCGCACGAUGGCGACGUCGAAGACAACGUGGGUUCUGGAGACGAGACGGACGUCACGGUGGGCGCGGUGAUGAGGGGCCUGGGUGCUGGGGUCGAUGAAGUCAAGGUUGCACACAUCCUGCAACGGCUCCUGAUCGUAGUCAAGACCAGGCAGGAGAGCUGGGGUGAGCGGAUUGAGGCGGAACUGAAGCGGGCUUGGCCAAACUACAAGAAGCACUGGAGAUAG